This is a messenger RNA of Penicillium macrosclerotiorum, 2019 nucleotides long. RefSeq names its product transient receptor potential ion channel family protein. The transcript has 2 exons. The coding region runs from base 1 to 2019 and encodes 672 amino acids. The record is from RefSeq and is a predicted model, not a curated record. NCBI's taxonomy places the organism in Eukaryota, Fungi, Ascomycota, Eurotiomycetes, Eurotiales, Aspergillaceae. Gene Ontology annotation, biological process: fungal-type cell wall biogenesis; transmembrane transport.
AUGAAAUUCGUGCCGUGGCUGGCCGCGGGCCUACUGGCCUGCCUCACCCCGCUAGUCGGCGCAGAAGACCUGCUACAAUCUCACGCCCUUGAACAGUGUUCCGAUAGUACCGUCAUCACCAUCAACGAGUUCAGUGCCGUCUUUACCCCCAGCAACAACAGCGCCCGGGUGAGCUUCGAUGGCACGGCCACCUAUUCCGGCAAGGUGAUGAUCGACGUGACGUUAUUAGUCUACGGAUACAAUGUCACCACCAAGACAAUCGACCCGUGCGACCUCGAUGUCGAUGCGCUCUGUCCCAUCAAGCCGACCACCUUGAAGGUCCCUAAUGUGAACUUGGAUGUUCCCUCGAGUACCCUGUCGAUGAUUCCAGGUAUUGCGUACGGCAUCCCCGAUCUUGACGCGGUCGUCCGUCUGAACAUCAAGGCAAAGGACACGGGAGCGAAGAUCACCUGUGUCGAAGCUCGGGUCAACAAUGGCAAAACCGUGGAUCAAAUGGGCGUAAGCUGGGCCCUCGCCAUCCUCACCGGCUUGGGGAUCUUUGCGACCAUUAUUGUAUCGCUCCUCGGCCACUCCAACAUCGCCACCCAUAUUUCCUCUCGAACAUUGCUCUUUCUCGGAUUCAUGCAGAGCCAGGCCUUGUACGGAAUGGCCGGCAUCGAACAGCGUCCCAUCGUCCAAUCGUGGACGCAGGUCUUCCAGUGGACGAUGGGUCUCGUGCACGCCGAUUUCCUAGAAACCAUUUGUACCUGGUUCCAACGGGCCACGGGCGGGACCACGUCGACGGUGCUCACCACAGACGACGAAUAUUCGGUCAUUGUGCAGAAGCGAUCGGUCAAUCUAGCAUCGAUCAUGGCGCGCGCUACCGAAUCCAGCAGCAGCGGAGGGGAGCGGAGCGUCCGUGGUAUCGAGCGAGUCGGGUUCCGAAUCAACAUCGAAUCGACUAACAUCUUCAUGACCGGUUACCUGUUCUACUAUUUCGUCACCGUUGUUUUUAUUCUCCUCGUCGUGGCGCUCAAGUUCUGCAUGCCGGCCCUCGCGAAGAAAGUGAAGAGCUCCAAGAUGGAGCGGGUGAUGGUUACGUCGUCUGAUUGGAAGGAUUUCAUCCGUGGAAGCCUCUAUCGGCUCGCUUCUCUUGGAUAUCCUCAGAUGUGCGCGCUGGCCAUGUGGGAGCUCACGCACCGCGAUUCCGCCGCGGAAAUUGUCUUGGCCAUCUGUAUCUGGCUGACGAUGACCGUCCUCAUAGCGUGGGCCAUGUUCAAAGUGUUCCAACGUGCGCAAGUCUCCAGAUCUCUCAGGCAGCAUCCCGCGUACACCCUGUUUUCUGAUGCGACCUGUCUCACCCGCUGGGGCUUCUUGUACAUGAACUACAAGGCUCACACUUAUUACUUCAUGGUCCCACUUUACGUCUACACAGUAGCAAAGGGGAUGACCAUUGCAUUUGGGCAGUCAAACCCCGUGCCACAAGCUAUUGUCCUGCUGAUCCUGGAGGCGGCAAUGCUAGCGGCGACGGCCAUCAUUCGACCAUUUAAUCAUGCCUUGAUGAAUGUCUUGGCCAUUAUCGCCGCAGUUCUCAAUUUCUUGAAUUCUAUCAUGUUUCUGGUCUUCUCCAAUGUCUUCAACCAGGCCGAUAUUGUCAGUGGUGUCAUGAGCCUGCUCUUCUUCUUCUUCAACGCGAUCUUCACUCUCGUCCUCCUCAUCGUCCUCUUGAUCGGGUUCUACUACGUUUUCGCCCUCAAAGAGCCCACCGGCAAAUACCAGCGCCUCACCGACAACCGGGAAUCAAUGCAUAUGGCCGAAGACCGGAGGAGAUCAGAAUUGAUGCCUUUGGAGAAGAACCUUCAGACUACUGAUGGACAUUUGGGAUCCAGCGGCAAUAUUUGGCAGCCGGCAUCCAUUCGCUCCCGAGAUACCAUCGAGAUUCCCUCCCGACAAUCCCUCCAGCCCACGCUUCCGAACGUAUCCAGCAGCUCCAGCAGCUCUUUAAGCACCACGCGAAGAGCUGAAGGGCAAGCGAUUUGA